AUGGAGAAUCAACGCCGCGAUGAGUCACCGUCCGGCUUGUCUGAUAUUGUUGAGGGCGAGGGCCUGCUAGGCACUGGCCUCACGACGCGACACAUUGAAGCCUUUGGACGAAAGGUCACCACAACGGCGGGACACUUGAUGGGACCGACUGAGCAAGGUCAUGGUAGCCACUAUCACAAUGCGAUGACCGACAUCCACCGCGAGUUGCGCCGGCCGACGGCGCAGCGCAAGGUGUUUUCCUUAACCCAGACAACCCCAACUGAUCUGGUUCGAUCCAAACUGUCGACCUCCGAGAUCCAGUCGCGUGCUCUUUCCUCGGUCCCGGAUGACCUUCUCUUCAACAUCCCUGAAGAUACCAGCUCCUACUCCCUAUUCCAAGGCUUCCAAGCGUCCCUCCCCGAACAAGAACAUGGACACAAGAAGCACCGCAGGCGCAGCUCGAAAAAUGCGAAACUGCUCAAGGACAGUGAGAAGGGUGGGGCUUUGACAGCUGGUCCUGCGGCGUUGAGGGAGGAACGGAAAACAUUGAGUCGCCGGCUGGAGAUGAUGGGUGUUCGAAAGAACAUGUGCAGUGCUGAGAUUCAUGAGAUCGACAACAAAGUUGCCAAUCUGCACAAGAUGCGUCAAAUCGUUCUGGAUCGAUUAGCCGGAUUAGAAAUGGACGAAGCGGCAUUGGAACAUGAGCUUACCGAGCUAGACAACAAGCUAGAAGACUUACAACCAGAGGAGACACCUGAAACCUCCGCCACGUCCGACACCCCCAAGUCCUCGGAAGGCCAGGAUGACUCCAUUGUAUCUUCAGGGGACCCUGCCAUGGAUGCGUCCUUCAUGUCCGAGUCGAUAUACGAAAAAAUCCCCACUCCAUCACCCAGAAGCCUGCGGCACAAAUCCAUUCGAAAACGGUCGAUGCCCAUCCUGCAUGAACAUUUCGCUCCCGGUUCGCUCAUUAAAGAGAUCGAAGCCCACACCGAUAUGGUCACUGCCAUUGAUUUCGACUACCCCUUCGGCACUAUGGUCAGCGCGGCAUUGGACGAUACAGUGCGAGUUUGGGAUAUGAAUGUUGGUCGCUGCUCAGGACUGUUGGAGGGACACCACGCCUCGGUCCGCUGCUUGCAAGUGGAAGAUAACAUUGUUGCAACGGGAUCUAUGGACGCCUCUGUUCGACUGUGGGAUUUGAGCCGUGCUCGCCCCGCCACCCGUGACGGUCGUCUAAACAAGCAUGAACGUGACCAAGAAGACGAGGCACUUUUAUCCUCUUCGACAGUUCCUCCUUCUUCAAACCUGGAAGACUGCCAUGUCUUCUCGCUUGAAGCUCAUGUUGACGAAGUGACUGCCCUCCACUUCAAGGGCGAUACGCUCAUUUCGGGCUCUGCAGACAAGACUUUGCGACAGUGGGAUCUUGUCAAAGGGCGAUGUGUCCAAACAUUGGACAUUCUGUGGGCAGCGACGCAAGCAUCCUCGACAUCCAUGACCGCGGAGGGCACUUGGCGCCCGUCUGGGCGUCUCCCAGAUGCGUCUGCCGACUUUGUGGGCGCGGUGCAAUGCUUUGAUGCGGCUCUUGCCUGCGGUACUGCCGACGGUAUGGUGCGCCUGUGGGAUCUCCGCAGCGGCCAGGUUCAUCGCAGCCUCGUGGGCCACACGGGCCCUGUCACCUGUUUGCAGUUCGAUGACAUGCAUUUGGUGACGGGUAGUCUCGACCGCAGCAUCCGGAUUUGGGAUCUCCGUACUGGCUCCAUCUACGAUGCCUAUGCUUAUGACAAGCCAAUCACUAGUAUGAUGUUUGACUCUAAGCGUAUCGUGGCUGCGGCUGGUGAGAGUGUCGUCAAAGUUUACGAUAAGGCCGAUGCGCACCACUGGGACUGCGGCCCAGGGGUCGGCGUCGACGAUGAGGGACCUUCCCCUGCGACAGUGGAACGCGUGCGUCUCAAGGACGGAUAUCUCGUUGAAGGACGUAAAGACGGUACUAUGGCCGCCUGGACCUGCUAA
Messenger RNA from Penicillium macrosclerotiorum, 1986 nucleotides. RefSeq lists its product as uncharacterized. Lineage: Eukaryota; Fungi; Ascomycota; Eurotiomycetes; Eurotiales; Aspergillaceae. Gene Ontology annotation, molecular function: protein binding. Bases 1 to 1986 code for a protein of 661 amino acids. The transcript has 4 exons. The record is from RefSeq and is a predicted model, not a curated record.